This is a messenger RNA of Lotus japonicus, 1095 nucleotides long. RefSeq lists its product as uncharacterized. The coding region runs from base 10 to 1095 and encodes 361 amino acids. The record is from RefSeq and is a predicted model, not a curated record. The transcript has 3 exons. NCBI's taxonomy places the organism in Eukaryota, Viridiplantae, Streptophyta, Magnoliopsida, Fabales, Fabaceae.
GAGCGCAGUAUGAAUAAAAUUGAUCACCUUUUCAAGACCCCUUUCUACACAAAUAUUAGGGGAUUUGUGUCAAUCAAAUGCCUGAAACUCAUUGAUGCUGAACUGACAAGAAUGCGAGCCUGCGGCGGCAGAUGCGAUUGCUUAUUGAGAGAGACUCAUGGACUACCUUGCGGUUGUCAACUUGCAGAUUAUGAGAGGAUUCCGUACGAGGCCAUUCAUCCAUUCUGGAAGAGCCUAAGUUGGGAGCAUGUACCUGUUGCAGAUACUGGCAGCUCAGAUAUUUGCGGACUAAACCAUGGAGAGAUGCACCCAGAAGUUGAGGCACUGACACGUUAUUUCCAUUCUUUGGAUACUGGAGGGCAGAGUAUGGUAAGGAGGAAGCUUCAAGCGAUAUAUUGUCCUGAAAGGAGUACACUAUGUACUCCUGAGCUUCGGAUAAAGUCCAACCGCACUCCUAAGUUGAAAGAGAGCAAACAACCCAAGGGUCGAGCAAUAGGAUCCUUGACUCGUGAUCCUUCAGCGUUUGAACUUACAGACAAGAAGAUUAAAGAGGAAAAGAAGUCUUCACAACCAGCAAAGAGGAAGAAGCGUGUGAAGAAGUCUGAUACAAGCCAUUUCAUGUGUAACUUUCCAGCCUUUCUCCAUCCAUAUAUUGGCACAAUUACAGAUGUUGAGGAUGAUGGUAACUGUGGCUAUAGAUCCAUUGCUGCAUUAAUGGGGCAUUCCGCCGGUCAGGACGGUUGGCCUUGGGUUAGGGCUACAUUGAUACAAGAACUUGAGACCAAUGUGGUAAUGUAUAAUAGGAUGUGGGGCACAGAUGUUGUUUAUGGCUUACAUAAUCGUCUCACUCUUCCUAUUGGUGACCCGGCCACCCCUGACAAAUGGUUUCAACUGCCAGAGAUGGGAUACCUUGUUGCCACAAAGUACCAAUUGGUUCUCGUAUCCUUAUCCUCUAUGGGUUGUAACACAUACUUUCCACUGAUAGGAGCCGGCCCACGAGAUGAGCAUUCUGUUAUAGCUAUUGGACAUGUGAUAAAUCACUGGGUACAGCUCCAAUUAACUCCUGGACAUCCUAUGCCGACUAUUGCUCCCUAG